Caenorhabditis auriculariae is the source of this 486-nucleotide messenger RNA. The record is from the annotation of a GenBank genome assembly. NCBI's taxonomy places the organism in Eukaryota, Metazoa, Nematoda, Chromadorea, Rhabditida, Rhabditidae.
AUGUCUGGACGUGGAAAGGGAGGAAAAGCCAAGACUGGCGGAAAGGCCAAAUCGCGUUCUUCGCGUGCUGGACUUCAGUUCCCAGUUGGUCGACUUCACCGACUUCUCCGUAAAGGAAACUACGCUCAACGCGUUGGUGCUGGAGCUCCGGUCAGUUUUUUUGUUUCAAUUCUUUCAAUCUUUGCAUUUUUCAUCUUUAUUUGCUUAUUUAAAUUUUUUUAUUCAAUAAAUUUAUUUUUUUAUUUUUUUCAGGUCUACUUGGCCGCCGUUCUCGAGUACCUCGCCGCUGAAGUCCUGGAGUUGGCCGGCAACGCCGCCCGCGACAACAAGAAGACCCGCAUCAACCCCCGCCACUUGCAGCUCGCCGUCCGCAACGACGAAGAGCUCAACAAGCUGUUGAGCGGCGUCACCAUUGCUCAAGGAGGUGUUCUCCCCAACAUCCAGGCCAGCCUUCUGCCCAAGAAGACCGCUGGAGACAAGGAAUAA